AUGCGUCAUGAUCCUGACCGUCAGCUCACGACGCCGUUGUUGAGCAAAGAACUGGCCCAGCCGAUGAAUGGGGGAUCCGAACAUGGAACUCAGGAAUCAAAUCAUAAUAUAGCCUUGGAUUUCCCCAUGGCGAGCUGGACGUGGGCAAAACCAUACAGUGGCAAGCGGGCCCUGCCUCAAACCAUUGCACACAGAGGAUUCAAAGCGGAAAACCCCGAGAACACGAUGAACGCUUUCAGAGGUGCUGUCGAGGUUGGAGCCCAUGCCCUCGAGACUGACAUUCACUUGUCCAAAGAUGAUGUGGUCGUACUCUCUCAUGACCUAGACCUGAAACGGUGCUUUGGCAAGAAAGAAAAGAUCAUCGAUUGUGAUUGGGACUAUUUGAGUACCCUUCGCACAACCAAGGCUCCUCACGUGCCCAUGCCACGUCUCCAAGACCUGCUUGAAUACGUUGCACAACCGGGCCUGGAACAUGUCUGGUUAUUCCUCGAUAUCAAAUUGGACAACAACUCGGACGACGUGAUGAGACUGAUAGCGAAGACGCUGGCUUCGGUGGAUCCCGGUCGACGCGCCUGGAAGGAACGAGUUGUGUUAGGAAUCUGGGCAGCCAAAUUCCUGCCUUUGUGCAUGAAAUAUUGUCCUGGCUAUCCGAUAUCACAUAUCGGUUUCUCGACCAUCUACGCUAGGCAGUUCCUGAAGGUGCCGAAUGUGUCGUUCAAUAUGCUGCAAAAGAGCCUGUUCGGCCCUUUGGGCGCUCGGUUCAUAAGGGACGUACGCAAAGCCAACCGCCCACUCUUUGCUUGGACUGUCAAUGACUCGAAUCUCAUGAAAUGGUGCAUUCAACACAAACUAGAGGGUGUCAUUACAGAUGACCCUAAAACAUUCAAGAGGAUUUGCGAUGAAUGGGACGGGGAAAGAGAACCAGACGUCAAAAUCACUUGGUACCAAUGUCUUCACACGUUGUGGUUAUGGAUCAUGAUCGCGAUUUUCUCUAGGCGGUUCAGGCGCAGAUUCCCAGAGACUGUUGAGCAUUUUAUACAACAGAAUAAUCUCAGAGCGAAGACUGUAGAUGCCAUUGAGGAGUGA
This is a messenger RNA of Fonsecaea multimorphosa CBS 102226, 1086 nucleotides long. RefSeq lists its product as uncharacterized. NCBI's taxonomy places the organism in Eukaryota, Fungi, Ascomycota, Eurotiomycetes, Chaetothyriales, Herpotrichiellaceae. The record is from RefSeq and is a predicted model, not a curated record. Gene Ontology annotation, biological process: lipid metabolic process. The transcript is spliced from 3 exons. Bases 1 to 1086 code for a protein of 361 amino acids. Gene Ontology annotation, molecular function: phosphoric diester hydrolase activity.